AUGGCAGCCUACAAGGGAAACAACAUCUUCCCUAAAAACCCCUACUACAUUCCUGGCUAUGGGGGCUACGUUCCUCAGUUCCCCUUCAAAUUUGGGAACACCUAUGGCAGAAUCACCCACGAUGUGCUGACAGAUCCCACCAUCAGCAAAAGCCCUCGCUCCUUGCUGGCACCACUGGACAACCAGGCAAACCUCCAUAAGUUCCAUUACCACAUCGAUCAUCCAGGGUAUGUCACCUACCAGCCCAUCACAAACCCUCCUGAGAUCCCCCUGGGGCCACAGCCCGUCCCCAGGCCGCUGGAGGAGCCGAUGAUGACCCACAUGGACCCCAGGAACUCCCCAGAGCCGGGGGAGAGCAGGACCUGGCUGCCCCUGGAGCCUCAGCGAGGGCUGGCCCUGCACCCUGCAGCCCAGGAGAUGGAGAUGGAGGUGGCCAAGCCACCCCUGGCCAGUGUUCUGGGAAAAGGAACGUGCCAGUGCGACUGUGGAGGGAGCAAAACGCUUUUGCAGAGAAAUCCACCUUAUACGCUGGGCACAAGAUUCCCCCGGACGCACUGGCCAGACACCAAAAUUUACAGCCGUGCUGGACUCAUACCUGACUACAUGGGCUUUGUACCAUACCUGCAGGAACUCUGUGGGCUCACUUACGGGAACGGCACGCGGGAAUCGUACCGGUGUGAACAGAGGAGACGGGGACGUGCACUGUGA
Messenger RNA from Pseudopodoces humilis (Tibetan ground-tit), 708 nucleotides. NCBI's taxonomy places the organism in Eukaryota, Metazoa, Chordata, Aves, Passeriformes, Paridae. The record is from RefSeq and is a predicted model, not a curated record.